Molecule: messenger RNA, 1947 nt
Organism: Lathyrus sativus (Indian pea)
Lineage: Eukaryota; Viridiplantae; Streptophyta; Magnoliopsida; Fabales; Fabaceae
Source: the annotation of a GenBank genome assembly
AUGAAGUCUGAGAGCGAUGAAAAUACAAGCAAAAACACCUCUCGACGCAAAGUUGGUUUACUCUACGACGAACGAAUGUGUAAGCACUUCGAUCCUUUGGACGAUUACCAUCCCGAAACUCCGAAUCGCAUUAGGUCUAUUUGGAACAAGCUUCAAACCACCGGCAUUGCUGAUCGUUGUGUGAUUUUGGAUGCUAAAGAAGCUGAAGACAAACAUUUACUAUCAGUGCAUUCCAUAAAGCAUGUGGAUCAGAUUAAGAAGAUAAGCUCUAAAAGUUUUAAUUCGAGGAAUUACGCUGCGGCAAAACUUAAUUCGAUAUAUUUCAACGAAGGUUCAACAGAAUCUGCUUAUCUUGCUGCUGGCUCCACUAUAGAGGUUGCUAAAAGAGUAGCAAGCAAGGAAUUGCAUUCAGCUGCUGCUAUUGUUAGGCCUCCAGGUCAUCAUGCAGAGCAUGAUGAAGCCAUGGGAUUUUGUCUGUUCAACAAUGUGGCAAUUGCUGCAUCUUAUCUUUUAGAUGAAACUCCAGAAUUUGGUGUAAAGAAAAUUUUAAUCGUUGACUGGGACGUCCAUCAUGGAAAUGGUACACAAAAAAUGUUCUGGAAUGAUUCUCGAGUGUUGUUCUUCUCUGUUCAUAGGCAUGAAUUUGGGAGUUUUUAUCCAGCAAAUGAUGAUGGAUUUUAUGACAUGAUUGGAGAAGGAGCAGGUGCUGGAUACAAUAUAAAUGUGCCAUGGGAGAAUGGUGGAUGUGGUGAUGCAGACUAUUUUGCAGCGUGGGACCACAUCUUGCUCCCUGUUGCCAAAGAAUUUAAUCCAGACAUAAUAAUAGUUUCUGCUGGAUUUGAUGCAGCCGUUGGAGACCCUUUGGGUGGAUGUUGUAUCACACCCUUUGGUUAUUCUGUCCUUUUGAAAAAGCUGAUGGAUUUCGCAGAUAGUAGGAUUGUACUGGUUUUGGAAGGAGGGUAUAAUCUCGACUCCAUUGCAAAAUCAACACAUGCUUGUUUGGAAGUUUUGCUUGAAGACAAGCCUCUAAUGGGAUCAUCUGAGACCCAUCCAUUCGAGUCUACAUGGCGUGUGAUCCAAGCGGUUCGCCAGGAGCUAAGUCCCUUUUGGCCUACACUUGCGUGUGAAAUACCACAAAAAAUAAUUGGUCAAACGGCACCACCUCCGCAUACUCUUGUAUCGAGCUCUGACUCUGAGACCGAGGAUGACAAAGCUCCACUCAAAUUAAAAAAUAUUGUAGACCUUCUUUCUAAGCUUAAAGUUGAUGCAGAUAAAGAGUCAGAUGCUUCUUACUCCUGGCGAUCCGAGUUGUCAAAUGUUUACAUAUGGUAUGCUUCAUUUGGCUCAAAUAUGUGGAGGCCAAGAUUUGAUUGCUACAUAGCAGGUGGACAGGUGGAAGGUAUGCAGAAGCCCUGCUCUGGUUCAGUAAACAAAACUCUUCCGAAUGAGAUCCUUUGGAAGACUUUCCCCUGCCGUAUAUUUUUUGGACGUGAUUCCUCACGUUCAUGGGGUCCUGGAGGUGUUGCUUUUCUUAAUCCUCAGACAAACUCUCAGCACAAGACCUACAUGUGCCUGUACAAAAUUUCGUUAGAGCAGUUCAAUGAUGUUUUAUUUCUGGAAAAUGGUUUAAGCCUUGAUGCGGGUUCUCCUUUAUUUGAUAUGACUACUCUGAAUUCUAUAUCUAAUAAGGAAUUCAGUUGUCAGGAGGUUGUCAAGGAUAUUUGGUAUGGCAAUGUUGUCUACUUAGGAAAGGACCAGGACAUUCCUAUAAUUACUAUGACGUGUUCGGGUCUUGAUAUUGAGCGCUUCAAAUCUGGGAAGUUACCAUUGUGCCCGCCUAAUAAAUCUUAUGCCAAUACCUUAAUAAAAGGGUUGGUAGAGGGAGAACAGCUCUCUGAGGAGGAAGCCAUUGCUUACAUAGAUGCUGCUGCUGCUGAAUUGUUGUGA